AUGUAUAGAUGCCGUUCCGCGUUAAAAUUAUUAGAACUUGAUGUAAACUAUCAUCUCUUUACAUCUGAUGUUCACACUGUAGUAGAUCUCGCCGCAGCUCCCGGGGGAUUUUCUCAAGUGGCCCUUCAACAAAUGCGAUCGGCGUUGUCUAAAUCUUCUAUGGACUUUUUCUCUUAUUUUUCUUCUUCUCCUCCUGUUGCGAUUGCGUUUGAUCAACGUUUGAUUACACCGAUGGAUGGUCUCUUCUCUAUUCAGUGUGAUAUCAAUGAUCACAGACGUGUGAUGGGAUACACAAAGAAGAUACUUCAACAACUACAAGAAGAAGAAAAAGAAAAAGAAGAAGAAGAUACUACCCGAAGGAAUAAUAAUAAUAAUAAUAAUAAUAAUAAUAAUAAUAAUAAUAAUAGUAGAAAGUGUAGAUUUGUGCAGGUGGUACUUCAUGAUGGUGUCUCUGUUGUAAAGACACACUCUUCACUUUCGGUAACGUAUGGACAAAAUCAAAUGGCUUUGGGAGCCUUACGACUGGCGUGUUCUCUCUUCUUUUCACAAACACAAUCCACACACCAACAACUAAUAAAAAGAAGAAAAAAAGAAGAUAUUCAACGUGAAAUAUGGAAAGAGUCUCAUCUAUUUACAUUUGUCACCAAGGCAAUGCAUUCUACACAUUUUAAUCAUAUAUUAGAAGCUACAAAAAAAUACUUUAGUUCUGUAAAUGUUCACAAACCAUUAGAAUGUAAACCGGAGAGUCAAGAAACAUACAUUGUGGCUCGUGGUUUCUUAUCACAGCAGUGGUGGAGAGAAGAGAAAAAAGGAAAAGGCAUUCAUCCACAGUUAAGUCUACCUCCACACCGUGAAGAUGUACUUCAUGGACGUCAAGUGUUGUGGAGUUGUUGGGGUUGUCGUGAAACUCGUAUGGGAACUACACCGUGUAUACGCUGUGGGGCUCUGUAA
This is a messenger RNA of Trypanosoma theileri, 951 nucleotides long. RefSeq names its product putative FtsJ cell division protein. Gene Ontology annotation, cellular component: preribosome, large subunit precursor; nucleolus. NCBI's taxonomy places the organism in Eukaryota, Euglenozoa, Kinetoplastea, Trypanosomatida, Trypanosomatidae. Gene Ontology annotation, biological process: maturation of 5.8S rRNA from tricistronic rRNA transcript (SSU-rRNA, 5.8S rRNA, LSU-rRNA); maturation of LSU-rRNA from tricistronic rRNA transcript (SSU-rRNA, 5.8S rRNA, LSU-rRNA); rRNA methylation. The record is from RefSeq and is a predicted model, not a curated record. The transcript has a single exon. Bases 1 to 951 code for a protein of 316 amino acids. Gene Ontology annotation, molecular function: rRNA (guanine) methyltransferase activity; rRNA (uridine-2'-O-ribose)-methyltransferase activity.